Stylonychia lemnae is the source of this 846-nucleotide messenger RNA. The record is from the annotation of a GenBank genome assembly. NCBI's taxonomy places the organism in Eukaryota, Ciliophora, Spirotrichea, Sporadotrichida, Oxytrichidae.
AUGGCAUCCCCGAAUAAGAAGGCAAAAGACCCAUAAAACAAUGAUGAUAACUUUGAUGAUUUUAGCCCAGAUAUUGUUAUUGAUGACAAUCAUCAUCGUUAGAAUCACUUGCAUGUCAUGGACUCAGACGACAUUUAACUUACUUGGGUUGAGAUGAUUCCAUAAUUCCUAUUUUUAAUUGUUGUUGCUGUAGUUAUCAUUUUUGCUAUCCUAGAUUACUAAAAAGUUCUGCUCUGGCUUAAAAGUUUGAUUGAGUGGGUAUAAGAAGAUCCAGCCAAAGCUGGAUUUGUUAUUAUUGGAAUUUACGUUUGCAUGAUAGUUCUUUCAAUACCGAUAACACCUGUUUCAAUUCCAAUAGCAUAUGCUUUUCAUAAAGCAUUCAAGAAUUCUUAUGGUCGCUACCUGCUACGAGGUACUCUGAAAAAGACAUUGCUUAAAAGGAUUAAGCAUUUUAAUGCUCUUGACCUUGCAAUUACUUAAGAGAUUUAAUUCAAGCAAUUUGUUUUGGGAAAUUUCGGUGAGAUGUUUCAUAUUUUCGUAUGGGUCUUUCUUGGCGCAAACUUGACACAGCUUGACAUUUUUGAAACUGAUAAGUCAAAUGAGACCGAUAGCUCAAGCAGCUCUCCUUUUGCUAAAUCCUUAGUUUAUAUUGAAAUUAUUAUUGCUAUUGUGUUUAGUAUAUACGUAUCUAUCUGGGCUAAAAGGGAAUUUGAUAAAAUUGUGGAAUAAGAUAAUAUACAAUCAUUUAGAUCCUCUGAUAUCGAAGAAGGCACACCUCUCAUUAAUAGAAGAUAAUUUACUGGAAGUGAUAUAGAUAAUUAGACCAAUGAUGAUAAAGAUGUUUGA